This is a messenger RNA of Prunus armeniaca (apricot), 627 nucleotides long. The record is from the annotation of a GenBank genome assembly. NCBI's taxonomy places the organism in Eukaryota, Viridiplantae, Streptophyta, Magnoliopsida, Rosales, Rosaceae.
AUGCACAAGGCAGUGGCUUGCUUCAUGACCCAUGGUGGGUGGAGCUCUACACUUGAGACUAUGGCCUCUGGUGUGCCUGUUGUAGUUUACCUAGAGUGGAUUGAUCAGCCCACAAAUGCCAAGCUUUUGGCUGAUGUGUUCACUCGUUGGUUCAUCCAUCUUUCAUCCUCAGUCCAACGUUCGUCUGAGAGAUUUUCGAUAUGCGAGUUCUUCCAUCGUUUCUCUUCAGUUGUUGAAGGGUUUGAGCAUGAGGGAAAAUGUGAUUUUGCAACCUCACCAAAGCAUUUCAGAGUUGCUUGGGCGAAGCUGAUGACUGUGUGCAUUGCAGGACUAAAACAAAAUGGUGCAAUUACAUCCAUUCAACAACACAAAAUGUUGACUGACUUUGAAGGUGCUACAAGAAAAAACGAAGUAGGGUUCUGCAUUUGGACUAGCAAAGAGUUCCACCAGUACCAGGUUGUUGGGAGGAAGCUCCCUACGGCAUCUGAUGAGCACCCCAAGAUUUACCGAAUGAAGCUCUGGGCCACCAAUGAGGUUCGCACCAAGUCCAAGUAUUUCCUGAGGAAGCUGAAGAAGGUCAAGAAGAGCAAUGGCCAAGUGCUUGCCAUUAAUGAGUGUCUAAUGUAG